This is a messenger RNA of Mus caroli (Ryukyu mouse), 4213 nucleotides long. RefSeq names its product zinc finger protein 280B-like. Gene Ontology annotation, molecular function: DNA-binding transcription factor activity, RNA polymerase II-specific; RNA polymerase II cis-regulatory region sequence-specific DNA binding. Gene Ontology annotation, biological process: regulation of DNA-templated transcription. Lineage: Eukaryota; Metazoa; Chordata; Mammalia; Rodentia; Muridae. The record is from RefSeq and is a predicted model, not a curated record.
GUGACCUCUGCGAGAGCGACCUGGAGGGGACGCCGGGUGAGGGCCUUCUGCGAGUCCCGGGGAAGCGAGCGUGGCUAGGCCGGGAGUCCGGGGACCCCUUCCUGGCAGCCCCCCUCCGCCACGAGCCCCCCCAAUCCUGGGGCUGGGCCUGCACCCCUUAAAUGCCAUUCCCAUCGCCGAGGGCCCCUGUGAUUAGCUCACCUAAAGUCCUGGAGGCUGCAGACCCCACUACUGGGCUCGCCGACGCCGGCCUCGAAUUUCUGCCACUAGGGAAGGAGGAGGGAGCACCACUUCAUGAGACCCAUUCAAAAAAGGAUGUGACUUGCAGCUCUUGGACUCUCUGAAGCUAUUAAAAGUUACAGUGUAUAUCUGCGGUGGCAGUGUGUGUGAAGUGCUGCGUGGCCACAAUCAUCAGGAACCACAUUAGAAAUGGAGCAGCCAUUCAUGUUAGAUGAUGAAGACGAACAAGAUCCAGAACCACAGCCGAGGUCAGGAGAACCCAUUCAAGUCCUCGAUGAAGAUGCUGAUGAAGAUGCAGAGCUGAUCUUUGUAGGGGUGGAGAAUGUAAAGGAAGACGCUGAGCUCAUCUUUGUUGGAGUAACUUCAACUUCCCAGCCAGCCAACUCGAACAUUUUGAACAGAGUCACCCCAGGUUCACGGUUAAAAAGAAAGCAUGACCGACUUAGAGCAACCACGACUCAAAGAUUGCAGCCCUCACGUCCUGCCGUUCCCACAUCCGAGGCAGUGGUUGUCUUGCCAGCAUCUCCAGCUGAAUCAAGGUCGACAGAUAGUCCUAUUGUUAUUGAGCCUUUGUCCGAGUCUGAUUAUAGAAGUAGUUCACCACAGGUUGUGCCUAGUAGCUCUUCCAAGUGCUGUUCACCUCUGGUCACGCUCUCAAGUUCAGAGAGUAGUCCAGUAAAGGCAGCGCUUUCAGGAGGAGAUCUGAAUGAGAAUUUGUAUGUAUCGAAGUGCCAUUUUUCCAUAAAUCCACAGAGGCCUGACCAUAGAAUUGAGAUUGUAGAACCACUCUCUUCAGCUUUGUCCCCUUCAGGUACCUUCCAUACCUCGCAUGUGCAACAGAGGACGCCUUCCUUUGAUGCUCCCAACUCUCUGAGCCGUCUUGUGAAUGGGGCACCUCCUUCAGAGGACUCGGUCCACCCUCAUCAGGAAAGUGGAUUGGUGGAAGCCGACUUUUCAAGUCUAGCAAGUCAAGAGACUUUUGAUCCCAAGAAAGGAAGUUUGACCCUGUUACUCAGUGACUUUUAUUAUGGACAGUAUAAAGGAGAUGGGAAGCCAGAGCAGAAGACUCACACAACCUUUAAAUGCCCCAGCUGCUUGAAAGCUCUAAAAAAUGUUAAAUUCAUGAACCACACCAAGCAUCAUUUGGAGCUCGAGAGGCAGGGGAGUGAGGACGCCUGGGAGAGCCACACCACCUGUCUGCGCUGCCACCGGCAGUUCGAUUCCCNGUUCCAGCUGGAGUGCCACAUCGACCGAGUGCACACGUCGCCGGACCCUUCCGUGGUCUGCAAAAUCUGUGAACUCUCCUUUGAGACCGACCAAGUCCUUUUACAGCACAUGAAGGACAAUCACAAGCCUGGGGAGAUGCCCUACGUGUGCCAGGUCUGUAAGUACAGGUCGUCAGGCUUCGCUGACGUGGAGGCACACUUUACAAAGUGCCAUGUAAACACUAAGAACCUGCUCUGUCCAUUUUGUCUUAAGAUCUCCAGAACUGGGCUGCUGUACAUGUGCCAUUACAGAGGCCACUGGGAAAAGAGCGGCCACCAGUACUCCCAGUGCUGGCUACAGUUUUUAACCUUCAAGGAGAAAAUGGAGCACAAGACCCAGUGCCACCAAAUGUUUAAGAAGCCUAAGCAGCUGGAAGGGCUGCCUCCCGAGACGAAGGUCGUGAUCCAGGUGUCCGUGCAGCCUGUGGAGUCAGAAUCUGUGAAGGUAGCAUCAAUCACUGUGAGCACAACUGACUGGGAGCCUUCUAACCCCCGACCUCAAGGCAGACUUUCACAAAAGCCCCAUUAAUUCUAACCUCAGUCAGAAUGAGAGAAGAGAGUACAAGUCUGUAGUAUAUCGUUUAAUCGCUGGUACCCAAAUUUUGUGAUAAUGCAGGGUUUUGUCUGUUUAUUUUUUGAGGGUUUCUUUUGUUCUCAUUUAGUGCUGGCGCUGGAUCGGAGGCUUCACAAAUAAUAAGCAAGUGCUCAGCCCUCCCCUUUCCCCUCCCCUGCUAAGGCAUUUUCUGAAUGAACUGUGAGUGCCAUUUGAAAUCCAUCUGGUUUUCAUAUUAAGUGUUUGGCUUGACAGGAGGAAGGUGUCUGUGUCCCUGUGAAUGGAAAACAAGUUAAACCUAUUUAUUAGUAUUUCAUCUAAACCCUAAAGUUUGAGAGUUCUUUAAAGGUUUGAAGUUUGGUGGGCUCGCAAGGCCCCACCUCUCCCUGAAGAUCUACAGGCAGUUAAUACUUGCUAAGGGAGGGAGAGAGACAUUGUUUUCGUUUCUUUUUUGAGAGACAUCUUCUUAAGUGGUAUAGCAUGGGUAAGUGGGCAAGCACACGUCCUUUUCAGUCUUGAAGCCAAAGAAGGAAUCCUGCCUGAAUGUCUUUACCUAAAAGAGUAUCCAAGGAGGCCAAGCCAUUCCUGUAAAACGCCCAUGUCUGUGAAAGACCCCUGCAAACAUUAAAAGCACAGCUGUGUAUUCUCAGCGCCACUUGAAGCAGCAGCAACAGUAGUUAGAAAACUGGGAUGGAGCCCAUGACCAUGGACUUUGUUUCGCUUGAUGCUUAGGGUAGCCAGAGUUACCCACCCUGUCGCGUUUUGGCUAUGUUUGAAGAACUGGUUAUAUCCUCAUGGACCACAUCAGUAAAGCAAGUUGUCCUUUCCUGAGGAAAGAAGCCCCGGCAUUUGUGGUUUGAAGUAUAUUGAACUUGAGUUAUAACUGAAAAGGUUUGGGAAAAUGGCAUCUGUCCAGUUUAUGACUUGGGCUGACCUUAGUUCUACUCUCAAGCUGUAAUAGGAACUUGCCCAAUAAUACUGGACAUAGCGUGGAAACCAGAGCAGGGUGGCUAGAAUUUAAACCCUCUCUGUGGUCUUUUGUUUUUCAGUCCACGUGUGUGGUUGAGUGUGUGAAGCUUGCAAUUUGGUGCCCUGGUGCUUUUCCCCCACUUGGUGCUAGGGAUUAAACCCGAGCGAGGGCUCUGCCACUGAGCCAGAUCCCUAGUCACACGUUGUGUCUUGUCUCCUAUUUAAGUGGUUCUACUGUCUGUAUAAGCUCCCUUUGUUGGGUGUGUAAUUUCUGAGUUGAUCACACUAAUACUGCUUGGGUCUUACUUGAAGCACUUUUGUGUGCAAGAUAUGUCCUAAAUGAAGACUUGCCUUCUCCUGCCUAUCAUACUACUUAGCUGGUCACCAGCCUCUGGAGGAACAACUUCUCUGAGGAUUGGUCUUCAACAGCUUCAGGAGCGCUAGCUCUUUCUGUACAUCUCCUUGAGCCUGGCCCCUGCCACCAGUUGUCCUCCAGCCCAGGUGACCAGCUGCCACUGCCCAUUCUUCCAGGCGUCUGGGUGUGUGCUGGUUAGAGACACCGGUCCUGUUCCUUUCUUUAAAGGUAUCUUGCUGGGUGUGGUAGCACACACUGGUAAUAAGAGCUCUUGGGAGGCUGGGGCAGGAAGAUCUAGAGUUCAAAGUCAGCCUGGGCUCUUCAGUGAGUUCCAAAUUACACAGGAAACAAAAGAGGCAGUGUGGGUAAGUUCCUUAGAUAGAUGUCCCUGUUCCAUUUUUUCCUUCCUCAGUUUACUGAAAUUUCCCUAGAUUCCAUGAAAAAAUGGGAAGAGGUUAUCCCCAGGCCUUGGCCUCUCAAGACUGAGGGAGGGACAGAGGUUGUGAGUAUCUUUUGUUUGCUCCGUGCUUGACCAUUGAUUGACUGUGAUCUGCCUUUUUACUAUUUUGAUGGGUCUUUUAAGUGAUUUUUUUUUUUUUUGGCCACAUCAUACUUUUUACCCUGUACUGUUCCUUUAGGUGUGGAAAGCAUAUUUGUCCCACUUGUUCUGGUGGAAAAUCCCGUUUAUGAAAUAAGUCUGCAGACUCAUAUAAACAUUACUGUCUAUGGUAAACUUAAGAACUGUCUUAGACCUGUGUCCAGUGUCUCCAGCCCUUCCUGUGGCAGUAGNUUUCUGUGUCACUAAAGCAUGCUCCUGAGGAGGACAGACUG